CGCGCCCAUCCCGAUUCCGCCCUCUCCACCACCACCACCCCCGACCAUGGCAUCUCGAAGGCUUGCGCUGAACCUCCAGCAAGGCCUCCGCGCCCAGCGCGCCAUCAACGCCGUCCGUCCCAACAUCACCCGCCGCGCAUUGGCGACUCCUGUUAGCCAUGCCUCCACCACCGAGAGCACCACGCUGAGCAAUGGCUUCACCAUCGCCACCGAGCACUCUCCCUUCGCCCAGACCAGCACCGUCGGCGUGUGGAUCGAUGCCGGCUCCCGCGCCGAAACCGACAAGACCAACGGCACCGCCCACUUUCUCGAGCAUCUCGCCUUCAAGGGCACCCAAAAGCGCACGCAAAACCAGCUGGAACUUGAAAUCGAAAACAUGGGAGGACACCUUAAUGCAUACACUUCCCGCGAAAACACCGUCUACUACGCCAAAAGCUUCAACUCCGACGUCCCCAACACCGUCGACAUCCUCUCGGAUAUCCUCCAAAACAGCAAACUCGAGCCGCAAGCCAUCGAGCGCGAACGCGAUGUGAUUCUCCGCGAGCAGGAAGAGGUGGACAAGCAGUUGGAGGAGGUUGUGUUCGACCACUUGCACGCCACUGCGUUCCAAGGACAAGCAUUGGGCCGCACCAUCCUCGGACCCAAGGAGAACAUCCAAUCCAUCUCCCGCGAUGAUCUCUCCAACUACAUCAAGACAAACUACACCGCCGACCGCAUGGUCCUGGUCGGUGCGGGAGGUGUCCCACACUCGCAGUUGGUCGAGCUUGCGGAAAAGUACUUUGGCAACAUCCCGACCUUCAACAAGCAACAACAGGCCAAUGCCAACGUUCGUGGUCUCGAGACUCAAAAACCUGAUUUCGUCGGCUCCGAGGUCCGGAUACGCGAUGAUACCAUCCCAACCGCACACAUCGCCAUUGCGGUAGAGGGUGUCUCUUGGAAGGACGACGACUACUUCACCGCGCUGGUGACGCAAGCCAUUGUCGGCAAUUGGGACCGCAGCAUGGGCAACUCGCCAUACCUAGGCUCCAAGCUCAGCACCUUUGUCCACGACAACAAGCUCGCCAACUCCUUCAUGUCCUUUUCCACCUCCUACUCCGACACUGGUCUGUGGGGAAUCUACCUCGUCUCCGACGCCGCCACCCGUCUCGAUGAUCUCGUCCAUUUCACUCUCCGCGAGUGGUCGCGACUCUCCUUCAGCGUCAGCGAGGCGGAGACCGAGCGCGCCAAGCAGCAAUUGAAGGCCAGCAUCCUCCUGUCCCUCGAUGGUACCACCUCCGUCGCUGAGGAUAUCGGCCGUCAAAUCAUCACCACUGGACGCCGUUUGGAUCCGGAAGAGGUCGAGCGUGUCGUUGGUGCCAUUACUGCCGCUGAUGUCAUGAGCUUUGCCCAGCGCAAGCUUUGGGAUCGCGAUGUGGCUAUUUCCGCGGUGGGUCAGAUUGAAGGUCUGUUGGACUACAACCGUAUUCGCAAUGAUAUGACGAGGUUGAUGUCAUAG
Messenger RNA from Zymoseptoria tritici IPO323, 1495 nucleotides. RefSeq lists its product as uncharacterized. The record is from RefSeq and is a predicted model, not a curated record. The transcript is spliced from 2 exons. Gene Ontology annotation, molecular function: metal ion binding; metalloendopeptidase activity. Gene Ontology annotation, cellular component: mitochondrion. NCBI's taxonomy places the organism in Eukaryota, Fungi, Ascomycota, Dothideomycetes, Mycosphaerellales, Mycosphaerellaceae. The coding region runs from base 47 to 1495 and encodes 482 amino acids.